Messenger RNA from Pararge aegeria (speckled wood butterfly), 10299 nucleotides. It is a transcript of the gene Vps13, whose product is annotated as vacuolar protein sorting-associated protein 13. Bases 276 to 10160 code for a protein of 3294 amino acids. Gene Ontology annotation, biological process: protein retention in Golgi apparatus; protein targeting to vacuole. Lineage: Eukaryota; Metazoa; Arthropoda; Insecta; Lepidoptera; Nymphalidae. The record is from RefSeq and is a predicted model, not a curated record. The transcript is spliced from 62 exons. Gene Ontology annotation, cellular component: extrinsic component of membrane.
AAUCUGUAUUUACGUUUUUCGGUGUUAGGAAGGUUUCGUUAAUUGUGUUUGGAGUUAGACGAAUUAAAUUAAGAACUUACGAGUUUUCAAAUCAAUCUAAAUAAUAAUUGUGUGUUGCGUAAUGCUAUAAAAAAUUAGCGGAUAUACGGCACAUUUUAUGUGCCACACUUUUGGGCUUUUCAGAUAAAGCAUGUUUAUGUUUUGAAUUCAUUAUCAUGCCCUGAUAAAAAAUAUUCUAUAUUUUCAUGAAAUGAUAAAGAUUUUUAAAAUCUACAAUGGUUUUUGAGUCUAUAGUUGUAGAUGUAUUGAACAGGUUUCUUGGGGACUACGUCGAAAAUUUAAACAGAUCCCAACUAAAGCUCGGGAUUUGGGGCGGUGACGUAGUACUAGAAAAUCUGAUUUUAAAACAAAAUGCGUUGGAAGAACUCAACAUACCUGUUCAAACUGUUUAUGGCCACUUAGGAAAGCUUGUACUGAAAAUACCUUGGAAAAAUCUUUAUGGUGCAUCUGUAGAAGCGACAAUAGAAAGAUUGUUUCUUAUUGUCAAUCCCACUGCUGAGGUUAAAUAUGACCCUGAAAAAGAAGAAAAAAUGGCACUGGCUGCCAAACAGGCAGAGCUUGCUCGUGUUGAAGAAGCUAAGAAGAAGGAGGCAGAAAAAGAUGACAAACUGGACGAAACAUUUGUUGAAAAAUUGGUAACGCAAAUUAUCAAGAAUGUCCAGCUUAAAAUAAGCGAUAUACAUGUUAGAUAUGAGGACAGCAUAACAAAUCCUAAGGCACCCUUCUCGUUUGGGGUAACCCUUCACAAUCUGUCUGUACACACCACAGACGAGAACUGGAAGCAAACUGUUAUACAAGAAGCUGUUACAAAGAUUUUUAAAAUUUUAAACUUAGAAGGUUUAGCUGUUUACUGGAAUCCUGCCACGGAAUUGUAUUCAAAGUCCGAUGCUGACAAUAUUAAAAAGAGACUUCAGGGCGAGAUUGCUACGAAAUCCGUAAAACCAUCGUUUUAUAAAUAUGCAUUGGGACCAAUAAAUGCAACAGCAAAAUUGAAAUUGAAUCCAAAACCGGAAGGAGAUACAGUUAAGUUUAGUAUACCAAAGGUGAUUCUUAGUCUGCAUAUGGAACAAUUAUUUGUUAGUCUUACAAAAUCUCAAUACCAAGAUAUGAUGCUAUUAGCAGAUUCUAUGGACAGAAUGACUAAAGGAGCACCCUACAGAAAAUACCGCCCUGAUUUGAAAAUAUACAGGGGGCAUUAUAAAGCGUGGUGGCAUUUCGCUUUUAAAUGUAUAUUAGAAGAAGAGGUGAAAAGAAGGCGCAGAAAUUGGGAUUGGAACCAUAUGUUGUCUCAUAGACAAUUAUGUAAAGAUUACGCGUCCGCUUACCAAUGUCAACUUAGCAACAAGGGCAAAAUUUCCACAGAAAACAAAUGUGUGCUAGACAAGGCAGAGAAAACUUUGGAUCUGUUGAACUUGGUUGUCAUCCGACAGAGAAUAGAAAUGGAGGUGGAGAGGCUAGGUAAAUUGGAGGAAGAGGCGAAAAAAUCUCGCGGUUGGUUCAGUGGCUGGUGGUCUGGUGCCUCGUCCAAAGACGACGAGCUCUCUGAGGGUGUUGCUAUCAUGAAACAAUUCGAGAAAGCAAUGACACAAGAUGAAAAGGAGAAACUUUUCCGUGCAAUCGACUACCAAGAGAACACUGCUCCGCUACAUCUACCCACGGAAUACGUUGCGGUGGAGGGAUACUUCCGUCUCGACAAGUUGCAAGUCUCCGUGAACGAUCAAGUCGAAGUGUUGCGAGCUUGUGUUGAGAAUGUGGAAGUUGAUUUGAAGCAACGGCCCAGUGCUAACGCUUUGAGGGUGGAUGUUCAAAUGCGUGCCUUCACGGUGACUGGAAAAUGUCAAGGCGAUCUCGAACCUCAACUGGUGACUUCGAAGGAAGUAUCAAAAGACAUUAAUCUUUUAAAUGUUCUAUUCGAAACAAAUCCUCUAGAUGGCGCAUGUGAUCAGCGUGUCAAAGUACAAGCUCGGCCGCUUCAAAUAAUAUACGAUGCGCAAACUGUCAUCGAAAUUGUCAAAUUGUUUAAGCCACCUACGGAGUCCUCUGCUUUGACUACUUUGCAAGCUGCUGCAGAGAAUAAGCUGUCAGAUUUGAAAGAAAAAUCCGCACUGGGUAUGCAGUACGCAGUUCACCACCAUACGUUUAUUGAAUUGGAUAUCGAUAUUGCAGCCUCUUAUAUAAUUAUUCCGCAAACUGGAAUUUACAAGGGCGAGGAAGCGUGUGCGGUAGUGAAGUUGGGCGCAAUCAGCGUGAAAUCCGCGCCUCGCGCUGCGCCGCUAGACGUUCACGCCUUGCACCGCCAAGGGUUGCCCGACCAGGACAUACUCUCGGAAAUCGCCAAGCAUAGUUACGACCGUAUGGCGCUGCGACUCACGGAGAUGCAGAUUGUUAUCGCUUCUCCAAAAGAAGAUUGGCAUUCUGCCAUAGCGUCUAAUGUAGCGACACCUUUACAUUUAUUGCAACCUACAAACCUCGUCAUUCAAAUUCACAAAUGCCUAAUCACCGACGAUCCGAGGCUACCAAAAAUUAAGAUUAUGGGUGAAUUGCAGAAAAUUGCAGUCAGUGUAUCGGAGGAUAGAUUACUUACUUUAUGUGAAAUAUUAGUCAGCAUGCCUUUACCACAAUCAGAAGAAGCAACCCAGUUAAAGGCAAGUGAUUCAAAGGGCUCUAGUCUUUCUCUUUUGAAAUACUUAGACCCAGUGGAAAAACAAAAGAGGGACACAGCACGAUCUAAACACAGAAAAGAGAAUGAACACACUGUUCAAUUGACCGAGGUGGAAGCGUUCUUUAUUAUGAAAGAACUGGUAAUAAGCGUCAAUAGAAAAACAUUACAAACAACAAAAGAGUACGAUAAGUUUCUGGUGUUUUCGCUAAAUCUCCUAGAGAUAAAGGCUACGCAGAAAACGUUUACUCUCGAAGUGACUGUUAGGCUCGGUUCCGUUGACAUGCAACACCACAGAGCGGGGCAAAAGAUCAUCAGUAUGAUCGUAACACCAGAGCUGACGACAGAGGUUGAUGCUACUGAUAAAAUGUUGACAACAGGCACUGUAGUCAACCAGUAUUUGUUCGCUGUCACCUAUAGCAAUGUUGAUAAAAAAUGUCCUGAAUUCCGAAGUCACUUUGGGUCAGUAGAACAAAUGAUCGAGCUUGAUUUUACCAGACUUAAAGUUUUGCUUCAUCUUCAAGGUCUUCAGGAAAUUUUAGUGGUUAUCAAUGAAUAUCAGACGAGAUUACAAGCAAUUCAGAGUACAGUUGAUCGCUACGCGAAUGCUGGACCAUUGGAAACAAUUGCAGAAGAUGAAGAGUUCUCUGUAGCCAAAUCUAAAGCGAGUAUAGCAAAACCCUCGCGUCGUAAGCAAGUCGAGAGUAUCCAGCUUAAAGUUAACGUAAAAAUCGGAGCUGUUGAAAUUGAAUUCGCAACGGACAUCAGGCCGCUGUCUAUAGUGAAACUUCAGGGAGCCGCCGCGGGGCUAAUACUCAAGAGUUCUUACACACAAGUCGAUUGUACGAUUGCCUCUAUCAAGGUGGAAGAUUUGAAUCCUGUUACGGUUCACAAAGAGAUAUUAAAAGUGCUUGGCGGUGACGUUAUAAAUGUCCAGAUAGUGAUGUACAACUUAGACCAGUACCCAACUGCCAGUGAUGUCAACAUGUCCAUAGAUGCUCAAAUAAACUGCCUUCGUAUAGUCUUUCUCAACUGGUUCGUCUCUUCAAUGCUUGAAUUCUUAAACAAUUUCCAAACUGCACAAGAGGCUAUCAUUGAAGCUUCAUCUCAAGCAGCGGACGCAGCGAGAGCUAACGUACAGAAUGCGUAUCAGAACUCCACAAAACUAGCACUUCGCGUGCGCCUUGCCGCGCCUAUCAUCAUCGUGCCGGAGAACUCGAGCAGUCUCAAUGCCGUCCUAGUUGAUCUGGGUCGGAUGAACCUUAAUAACAAGUUCGUCGAUGUUCCUGCGAUCGAUGUUGAUAACAAAGUAACAGUAGACGAACUAAUGCUCGAAUUAGAGGAUAUGAAGGUUUCCUGUGUAAUGCUAAAAGACGACGACGAAGGCGUUGUACAUGAACGUAAAUUAUUGCGCCCGACUAGCUUCAAGCUUUUCGUCAAGAGAAGUCUUUCCUCCUGGUACGAAAGUCUACCUGACUUGGACAUAUCGGGAAGGAUGAAAACUAUUGCUAUUACUGUGGGGCACAGCGAUUACAAGAGUAUUAUGAAAAUUCUUAAUCAAAACCUCCAAGAAGGGCAAACCAAAACAGAAGAAGCUAAAUCACAGCCUAGUGCCUCCAAAGCGACUUCUAAAAUUACAGUAAAGAGUCAAACGAGCAGAAUUCAAGCAAAAUCAACUGUGACAAUGGUGACGCCGUCGAAGGAGCAAGCUAAAAUGCCACGAACAACGAUAAAGUUCGCAUUUACUAUGGACAGUUUCGUCAUCGACCUCAUGAAUACUGGCUCUGACGAUUCAAUGCUAGUAAAAGACAUGGAUUUGGCCCGUUUCUGUCUAGCGUUAUUAUCAGUAAAGGGUCGAAUGUUCUCUGAUGGUUCCAUGAACACUUCAGUCUUACUGGUUGACUGUACUCUUGAUGACACAAGGCCAGGUAGAGGAGCUAAAAUUACGAGGUAUUUAGAAAGGCGGCGCGAGAAUCAAGAUUCAAAACGUUCCGUGUCAGAUGAAACAGUUGCGAACAUAACGGAGACACAUGAAAAAAUACGGAGCAUGAUCGACAUUACUUACACUAUGAAAAAUGGUGAUACUUUUGUGGAUAUGAGGAUAUUUAGUUUCAAUCUAAUACUUGCUAUGGAUUUCCUGAACAAAAUUGCCGAGUUUAUGACAACUGGUUUAAGUGACGCAACGCCAGAAUCUAUUCCCAAAGAAGACAUUAAAGCUAUAAAGUUGCAGGCUGAAAAAUCUGCAGAUAGCAUGAACAGAAAAAAGGUGUCGGUGGUAUCGGCGCCCGUAAUGACGGAACAGAAGGUAGCAAUGAUGACUGUUAAUAUAAAAAUCGAGCAGCCCGACAUCAUACUUGUGGAAUCACUAGAGCAGAGGGAGUGUGACGCUCUUGUUCUAAAUAUGGAGAUGCGGCUAAAGCUCCGCAAAACGGAGGAGCGUAUGGUAGCGGACGGGGCGGUGUCCGGUAUGCAGGUGACGGUACGGCGGCUCGGGGCGCAAACCUCGCCCGCCGCGCCGCGCUUCCUGCUCGCGCCCGCACAUCUCUCGCUCGCACUCUCGCAGCCACCCGGGCAGGGCAUGCACUUGGAUAUCGCUCUUACGGACAUCAAAAUUACGGUGUCGCCGGAAAUACUUGCGCUAUUGAAUCGCGUACUAGCGACAGUGACAAGCCGCGAGGAGGAUUCCGUUGAGCAAGAGAAUCAAACAAUAUUCUACAAACGCCUUUGGGAUAUACAACCUUUUAAACCCACCUCGUAUUGGUUUUUGAAGACAGAGGUAGCUGAAGAAGCUAUCGAUUUAGAGGAAAGUACAAGUCAAGAAGUCGUUAUACCACCAGUAGGAGAGAUAUGCCUUAUGUCGAGUCCAUCUAUUGUGUUGGCCUUAGAAAUGGAGAUAGGUAACGAAACAAUUCCAGUACUCGUGAUGCAGGCGUCGUUGUCGGGUCAAGCUAAAGACUGGAGUUCCGAUUUCUAUAUGGAAUCCACAUGGGCAAUGCAAGUAUCGUACUACAACAUCGGUCGAGCCAUGUGGGAACCUCUAAUAGAGCCUGUAGAGAUCCUAAAGGACUCACAGUAUAAACACAUACCGUGGGAGCUAAGAAUGGAAGUGGUAAUGCGUCCACAAGAGAAUAUGCCAUCUAUCGACACAUCGGAUGAUGCGGCUAACAUUCAAGCGGUGGCCCAGCGACUUGCUAGUAAGACCAUUACAGUCUCUAGCAGUGAGCUUUUGGAGAUCACAAUUACUCGAAGUGGGAUGGAGGUAUUGAGUCAGUUGGGCAACUCUUUCGCGGCCGCUGUGGGAGAUACUGAAACUUCAGUCGUAUCAAAAUCGAAAAUCGACGAUAGUAAAUCUGACAAAAAAUAUCUGGGUGCUCCGUAUGUACUUCACAACUGUACUGGGCUUACGGCUAAACUUUCGUUAGUAAAUAACAAUGAUUUCUCCGUGUUUAUGGCUGGCAACGUUAACUCCGAUUUCAGAGAAGUCUUACUAGAGCCUGGUGCUUCUGUUCCUUUGCAAUUAAAACACGGUGGACUUAACGUUAUGAAGCUGAAUGAACCUCCACCACCCCUAAAACUAAAUGUCAAGAUAAUGGAGAUGGAUGAAGAGAUUCAGAUACCCGUAGAGCGUGCCGACAAGCGUUACUUCCCGAUAGGACGCCGCAUGACGAGUGAAAUGCGUUCCAAAAACAUUUCGCACGCCGCCGCCGUGGAGGCGCGGGGCCUUAUAUCCGAUGUGGUCAUGCACGAUGCAGCGUUGCACAUUUACCUUAGAAGUAUUGUUCAGGUCACAAACACGCUUUCGGUGGCAGUGUCUGUAUACUUCAUGACGCUGAGCGGCAAUGAGGUGCGACUACUGGGCGAAGUAGCGCCGGGAGACACGCUGCGAUUACCGUUGCAAGCUGUGCACACUCCCACUGCGGAGAUAUUCUUCUCUGUCGAAGGUUUCACAGUGUCGGUGUCUCCAUUUGUGUGGCGUGAACUACAACAAGAAGUGAAAUUGUCGAAAUUGCUGCAAUGUGACUCUAAGGACAAAAAUAGUGGCGAGAAGUUCUAUUUAAGGGCUGUAGGUACAAUGGAGCAAGUUUUCUUUGAGCACUCGAACCGGCACACGUUCGCAUCGUCCUGCUACGACAUCGUACUCAAGCCGGCUGUAAAGCUGCAGAACUGCUUGCCGGUACCAGUGAUCGUGUCCCAGCUGGGCCUACGACGGACGCAGCUCUUCGAGCCGGGCGAGAUGUUCCAUCUGUCGCAUCUCGCGCCCAACAGAGCGUCCAUUGUCAUCAUGAUCCAGAACUACCUAGACAAAUGCUGGGUAUGCACCAAAAAUCUGCCAGAUGAACUCGAAGAAUUGUCAGUUUGGUCUUUCGAGUCUCAUGACAGUCCCUCCGUGAUGACGUUGGAAUUGGGUUUGCAUAGUGCUGACAUGGAGGGCACCCAGUUGUUAUCCCUUUACUGUCCCUUCUGGAUGCUUAACAAGACCGGCUUUACGCUAUGCUAUAGGAAAUCAAAGAAACCAGAAAAAGAUUCCAGUACUCCCAACAAGAUAAAACAUUCUCGUUGCAGUAGAUUUAUUAGUCGCCAUACUUCGUGUUUGCCGAAUGUUGAUGAAACUGGCAAUGUUAUCUUUCACCCAAAAGACUACAAAGAACCGAUACUAUUCUCCUUCCGUGCGAAGAAUUUCUUUGGUAAGAAGAAGGCUGCGAUCAGAGUAGAAUUUGGAGAAUGGUCGGACAAGUUCUCUUUGGACGUACCUGGCAGUUCUGGAGUCGUCAUAUGCAAGAAUGAGGGCAGAAGUUAUCAGGUGGCAGUGACGAAUCAACUGACAUUCAACAGUUUGACGAAGAUGGUUAUAUUUACGCCAUUCUUUUUGAUCAUUAAUGAAUGCCCAUUCCCAAUUCAAUACCAGGAGCUUCACAGAUCAGGAGAUCCUUGGGGAGAGGUGAAGCAAAAUUCGAGCGCACCUCUGUGGCCCAUGGUCGAAAAAGAAGAUAAAUUACUGUUGUUAAGAGUGGCCUGCUCCACCCAAAUCGCUGCACCAUUUCUCUACACUGAGCAACAUAGUGUUUGUCUGAAGCUUGAUAACGAAUAUGGUGGUUUGCACGUUGAGGUACAACUGAGUGAAGGUGGUACUUACGUGACGGUACGACAAUAUAGAGAUGGGCAUGCACCUGCGCUUUUAGUAAACUACACUCCGCACGGCAUCAACGUUUACGAGAAAGAAAACGUUAACGUCCGGAAGUUACCGUCUAUGAACCAAAUGUUGUACACUUGGGACAACCCUGCCGGCCCACGGAUUCUUUUGUUUGAGGGGCAUAAACGAAAGGAAAUCGAGAAUGAUCUGAGAAAAGAUGGCAUCGGAGAUUUUAUGAUUAACGAAUCACAACGAAUAUGGUGGGUGUCCUUCUUGGACGGACUUCAGAGAGUGAUCCUUUUCACGGAUGAUCCAAUUCUAGCUAGUGGAGCGCAUACUAUCGGCGAGGCAGAACCUGUUCAUACUGAGUUUGUUCUGGCUAUGCACGGCCUUGGGCUUUCGCUUGUUAACGACCCCGAACUCACAGAGAUUCUCUACGUCAGCAUAUCUAAUUCUGGUAUAAUAUGGGAGCAGUGCAAAAUUGGUUCCCGUCGGUACAAGAAAAUCGAAGGGGUAAAAGCAAUACAGAUCGAGGAAGCAUAUCAAAAAUAUCUAGCUGAGAAAAUGGUUUCCGACAGUGGCAGUGAGGUUCCGCCACGCGUAAAAAUAGAUGAUAAGACCGAGGUAGAUUUCGCUAUGAUGAGCAUAAUCCGGCCGUACGAGCGCCUGGUCCGACGCACGCACUCUCCGGGCGUGUGGGCGGUGCUGGGGCUGACGGCGCACUCGCGGCGCCUUCACGCGCGCUUGCACCGCCUGCAGGUGGACCAGCAAUUGCCACUGCCCACUUUCCCCGUGAUGCUAGCGCCCGUGCCGCCGCCCAAGUCCGUAGCCAACGACGACCCUGCGGGUACAAAGCCGUUCAUUGAGGUGUCCAUAGUUGAGCGUAUAAUGGAACAUAGCAAAGUGCGGCAGUACAAAUACUACAAGGUGCUGAUCCAAGAGUUCCACGUGAAGGUGGACAUGGGACUUAUCAACGCCCUGAUGGGCAUGUUCCCGCAGAAGAUACCCACCGAGCAAGAGGCUUUGGAUGCUUUCGAAGUUGAUAUCGAAAAAGCAAGACAGCCGCUAGAAGCGUUAGCAGCUAUGGGUGCUGCGUCCGAUAUGAAAAACUUCUAUGAUAAUUUACAUUUAUCACCACUCAAGGUUCACGUGUCAUUUUCACUGGGUGGAGCGACGCAACUACCAACUUUCGUAGGCACUGUCCUGCAAAGUAUAGGCGUUACAUUGACUGAUAUGAACGAUGUUGUAUUCAAGCUGUCAUACUACGAAAGGAACUACGAGUUUCUGUCACAAAAGGAAUUAAUAGGUCAAGUGCAGAGUCACUACACAGGACAGGCGUUGAAACAGCUUUAUGUGCUUGUGCUCGGUCUCGACGUGAUCGGUAACCCAUAUGGAUUGGUUAUUGGGUUGAAAAAGGGUGUAGAAGAUCUCUUUUACGAACCAUUCCAGGGGGCGAUUCAAGGGCCCGGCGAGUUCGCGGAAGGUUUGAUGCUGGGCGUUCGCUCAUUGGUGGGGCACACAGUGGGUGGAGCGGCGGGUGCGGUUUCACGCAUUACAGGUGCCAUGGGACAUGGGCUGGCUGCGCUAUCGCUAGACAAGGACUACCAGCGACGCCGUCGAGAUAACAUCAACAAGCCACCGGCUAACUUACAAGAAGGGCUAGCUAGAAGUGGAAAGGGGCUCGUAAUGGGUGUGGUGGAUGGAGUGACAGGUGUUUUCACAAAGCCUAUUGAGGGCGCUCGGGAGCAGGGCGUGGAGGGGUUCUUUAAGGGUCUGGGAGUUGGCGCCGUUGGCCUCGUGGCCCGACCAACUGCAGGCGUCGUUGAUUUCGCGUCUGGUUCAUUUGAUGCUGUCAAAAGGGCGGCUGACAUGUCUGAAGAGGUAACGAAGCGCAGAGCGGCCCGCUACCUGGCACCAGACGCUGGCGUGCGACCCUAUUCCAGGCUGCAAGCUGAAGGAUACAAGAUGCUGUCCGAACUUGAAAAGGGUAAAUUCGUCAGCACUGACACGUACGAGGCCCACGUGUGGGUCAUCCCAGCUAAAGAGGUUGUAAUGUGCACAGAUAAAAGAUUGCUUUACCUCGAGAAGAAUAAUGUUUUCGGUGGAUGGCAGAUCGUGUGGACGUAUCUAUGGUCGGAGAUACCCGAUGUACCGACGGCAGUUGCGAAAGGCGUCUACAUACCGACAGCUAAGAGGAAGGUACUGGGCAUGUUCCCAAGCUCGGGCUCUGGCAAAGUUAUAUUCUUAUAUGACGAGCAACAGAAGAAGUUCCUCCUCGCCCAGUGUGAGCGUCUCAUGCGACCACGUUGACAUGAGCCUGUAGAAAGAAUGACCCCAGUCGAAUGGCUGGGGGAGUUCUUUCUACUUAUAUUUGAUUCUCGCACCGCGUUGCUUACUUUAGCCUAUCACUUUAACAUGCACCACUUCAAUCCGAAAGGUUUUCGCUGAA